GUAUAUAGUUCACGGUUCGGUGACCACUAUGAAAAGCGCUAUGUUUUGAAUAGUAAACGAUUUCGCUUGAAACACAUGUGGAAGUAUUGGAUAUUUACGAUAAACAAAUUUUAUUCAAAUGUAAAAAUUUAAAGAUGGCUUCACCCGAAUCAGAGGAUGAAAAGUGGCCAGAUAUUUCUAGUGAAAAUAGGAUUAAACAUGAAAUAUUAUUCUAUAGUCAAGGACCAGUUGAUGGCUAUCUCAUUGGUGAAGAAGCCAGAGAUUUAUUCCUUCAUUCAAGGCUACCAAUCACAGUACUUAGUAAAAUUUGGAAUCUGGCUGAUGUUAGCAAUGACAAUCUUCUAAAUGUACACGAGUUUGUUCUCUGUAUGCACUUGAUACAGGAAGUCCUUAAAGGGAGAAAACCGCCAGGAGACUUGCCAGAAAAUCUUAAGCCAAAAAUGUCUGCACCUGUGGACUUGCCAGCAAUAACUUCCAUUGAAAGAGAAGCCUAUGUUAAAGUGUUCCAGACAGUUGAUGAUAAAAGAAAAGGUUAUUUAGAAGCAUUAGAAGUAAGACCGUUGUUCCAAGCUUCCAUGUUACGACCAGAGAUACUUGCCAAAGUGUGGGACCUCUCAGAUAUAAAUAAAGAUGGCGUUUUGGAUUCUGAUGAAUGGACUAUAGCUUGUCAUCUCAUUAGACUUAUAAAACAAGGAAAUGAACUAGAUGGGAGUGUGAACCCUUUCAUUUGCCAUCCUGACAAAAUUUCUCCUAUUUCACUGCAAGCCAGAAAAUCCAGGGUCAGCAAAUAUGAACAGCACAAGCAGAGGCUUAUGUCUUUAAAGGAAAAGAGGAAAAAUCAGAGCUUACAAGAAAAAAAAAGACUUGAUUUACUGAAGGAAAAAGUGAACAUUGAAAAAGAAUUGUGUGGCUUACUUCAAAACACAGGGAAUUGUCCUCUCACAGCAGAUGAAAUAUUGAAUUUGAACACUAGGAACACAGAAGAUAUUGAUAAACUUGAGGAAAUUGUCUCCAGAUUGAAAAAAGAACAUGAAAAAGUAAGACAAGAAACAGUGAAAGUUAUACUAGGAGAACAAAAACUACAGGAUGAGAUUCGACGGAUCAAAUACGAUACCGAUGAACUAAAUAAGAGAUUAGGAACAAAACAUAAGAAGGCAACAAAAGAUCCUGAUCCUUUCCAUCAGCUGUAUGAACAGAGAAAAGAGGAAAGAAAGAAAAGUAAUUUAUCAGAAGGAGAAGAGCCAGAAGUCCACUAUCCAUUUAAGAUUAGUCCCUUUGACAAAGAAGCAUUAAGUUGGAAGUCCAUUAAGGGUUCUGACGUGUUCCUUAGCAACCAUUUAGUAGACAAUAAUAACAGUAAACAGUCAAUAGAAAAUGAAAUAGUUAUAGAAAAUUUACAUGAAUUUAGUGAUAAAUUUAUAGAAAGUUGGAGCAGUAGAAAACCUUCAGUAGAGAUGGAGAAAUCUGAGGAGGAAGAUCCAGUGUUUAUGAACGUAGAUGUAAAACCAGAGGAGUACAACCAGUGGCUGGGUGCUGGUUGGAAAGACGAACAAGUAUUAUCCAGUGACAAUCCACAAUUUUUAAGACUUCAUAAAAAACUGGUUGACCUUAAAAAAGAAAUGCAGAAAUUAAAUGGAGAAGUUGGUGGCAGAUUAAUGUUUAGAAAUCCAUCAGAUUAUUUAGCACGCAAAAAGGAAAAAGAAGAAGAGGAACAGAAAGAAAAAAGUAGAUUUGCAAGGCGCUCCAAGAGUUCUACUGAUAAAGAUUAUGUCGCAAAAAGACGUAGCUAUGUGAUUGAAAAAGACGAUUCUGAUUUCAAGGAAAGGAAAUCAAAAAGAGGAUCAUACACUUUUGAUCAUUCCUAUGACACUGAAACAAAAACUAAAGUCGAAAAACCUCAAAGAAGGUCAUUAAAGUCAGCAGAAAGUCAUAUUCCAAAACCUGUCACAAAAAGUGAAUCAUUGAAGAAAACUCGAGCACCACAGCCACCUAGUACAAAUCAGACUUCAGAAAGACCUAAAUCUCCUGCUCCUCAACCACCAGCAGUCAAUGAGACUCAACAGGAAACAAAGAAAUCUCCUGAAUCAGUAAAAUCUGCUUCAAUAGAGCCUCUGAUUGAGUUACCUGUAAAAUCUGAGUCCCCUAUUAGUACGCCAAGAGAAUCUCAGGUUGAGGAUACUCACAUCAUCUCUCAAGUGAAUUCACCAAGAGAAACUCAAUCAGAAACUUUAAAUAAACAUGAUCAAUCAAGUGCUUUGAGCAGAGAACCUUUAAUCUCAGUUGAGACCACAUCUAAGACUGGUGCUCCUGGAAAACCUAACCGACCUCCAAGAAAGAAGAAAGAAGUAGCCCCACAACCAACAGUACCUGUAAAAACAAUACAAGUAACAGAUGACUUAAAUACCAACAAAAUACAAGUUUCUGAAGACAUUUUAGAUAAAACAAAAGUUAGUGAGAUUGUAUCAGAUCAGGGUGAUAACAUUUCAUCAGAGGACAAAGAGGCCCGUCUACAGAUUCACAAUAAUCAAAUUUCUCAACAGGAAGAAAAAAUUGUUGAAGAAGAAUCAUACAUUGUUGAAAGUGGGACUUAUACAUUUAGACAAGUACAAAUUGUUAAUCCAGAUGUAGUAAGCACAGAAUUAAGUACCGCUGAUAAAAAUUCUGAUUUUAAGAAAGUUGAAAAUUUUGAGGUUGUGAGUGAUACACAAAAUGAUAAAAACAUUAAAGGAAUUUUGAAGAAGAAGGAAAAAGUUAUUGAAUCAACUAAAGCAGAUAUUAUUGUGAAAGAAAGUUAUACAGGUGUAAAUACUUCUCAGGGAAAUUACAUGACAGACGAUUUAGUUGACUUUAAUGAAGGUUAUGGUGACAUAACACAGUCAGAGAAAAGUCUUCCAGACCAUUUAGCUGACACCAUUUCUCUGACAUCACUAACAUCAUUGGAAUCAGUACCUCCACCUCUGCCAGAUAGCACACCACCUUUCCUCCCUGAUAUCCCACCCCCUACACCAGUACUGUCAAGAAAGAUUGAAGUCAGAAAACCUGACAUACAGUUUGAACAGAAUACAAACUUAGCUAUGAUGGAGGCCGUUGAGGUAGAGGAGGAAAUCAUGGAGAUACAGUCAUCAUCACAAGUUCAAAGUGAGGCUCCAUCUACUAGAGAUGAAGUAAUCUCACCACACAGCCAGAAGGUAGCUGAGUUGCGUGAUGAUUUCUUUGGAAUCAGUAAAAGUCCUCCACCUGCAGAGGCAACUGCUCUUACAGACAUGGAUGUUUAUUUAAAUGAUCUACAGUUAGAGGCUAAAACUAAGGAGUUAGAGGUAGAGGUCGACUCUGAUCUUUCUGAUACGGAGGAAGAUAAAAUAGGAUUUGAAGCUAUAUUUACACCAGGUGAUGGAGAAACUGGGACCUUACCUACCUCUCUUGAUGAUGAGGACCAUGAGAUCCACUUGAUAUCAUACAAUACUACCUCAUUACGAAGUCCAGAAUCACAGACCGACUCAGCAUUUGAGGACAUGGCAUCAAGCAUGCAUUCCAAUGACCCAGACAACUCUAACCAGUUCAGUCUCAGUAGUACACUGGAGGAUUUCCCAGAUGGCUUUGUUGUCAAGGAAACCAUCAGAGAAGUACAAACAGAAUAUGUAGAAUCAGACCCAGGAUCUAUGUCACCACCUGAAUCAUCGCCAAGGAAACCACAAUCUAUGACAUCACCACCUGUGAACAGAGACUCCUCAUCCUUCGUGACCAAAGCUAACAAAUUCUCCAGCAUUAUAAAUGAACCUCCAAAAAUUCACAUCCGAGCCAACACCAAAGAGAUGUCUGAUGCCCAUAUUCAGGAAGUUGAUGCCCAUAGGAAAGCUGUCAUUCAAAAUAGUACUGUCAAGAGGAAGAACGUUGGUUGGAGUGAUGAAGAAGAAGAAGAUAGCAGUAAUUUAACUCCUAGUAAUCCAUCCAUAGAAGUUAACACGGCAUCCAAUUCAUGGCGUGAAAACACAAAAUCAGUAAAUGGAAUAAAUUGGGAAGAAAAACCAGAAAAAGUUGACUUAUACAGUAAAAAUAUUGUUGAAGAGUCAGACACAUCUGAAAUUGUUGACCGUGAGUCGAUUGCAGAUUUGUCUUCCACACGUAAACAGUGGGAAACUUUCUGCAGAUCAACAAGUAACGAACCUAUUAAACCACAAGCAAAGAACAUCUCUCCAGCCAAACGCUGGGAAGUCAAGUUACCUUAUAAGUCUGAUCCACAACCUGCUAUCACAACUCCAAGGUCCGAAUCACCAGACAGAAUGUCUGACACAGAUGUAGACCCUUAUGCUAGUGAAAGUGCCAUAGAUAGAGAGAUUCGUCUUGCCAAUGAACGUGAGGAGAUGUUACGUAAGGAACAAGAGGAGAGAUUGGAAUUAAUCAAACGCCAAGCAGAAUCUAAACAAAACUUUGAAAAGAAAAAUAAUAAUAAUAGUAAAGAAUUUCAGACAAUGUACCAUGAAAUGACAGAAGCAGACCGAGGGUCUGAGCUUCAGAAAAGGGAGACAAUCAUACAACAGGAAAUCUUAGAAAACAAAGAGAGAGAGAAAGCCUUGAAAGUACGAACAUAUCAGGAAGAUUCAGAAAAUGAUGCAAAUGAGAGUGUAAUUGCUAAGGAAAUCCGACUUCAGCGUGAACGAGAGGAAGAAGUAUCCCAUCAGUAUGGUAAUGGUGAACCACAGACAAAUGAUGAAGACAUCACAUACGAAGAGGCUAUAGCAACAUACCAACAUGAAGGGGAAAGUCUUAUCGCCAAAGAAUUAAGAGAACAUCGGGAAAGAGAGGAGGAUUUGCAAAAACAACGUAAUACUGUUCAUCAGAGCACACGAAACACAACGAAAGUUCUGGAACAGGAAGUUCCAACAGUACAGAAAACAACACCUACACAGAAACAACAAAAAACACCGACACCAACAAUACAAAAACAAUCAUUCAACUCCUUCUUAUCUAGUCAGUCACCACAUAGCCAAAAUGUGCAGGACGAGUCAGAAGUUACCAAAAAACAAGCACCGAAAAAAGAAACACCUAUCGAACGUGAGAUAAGACAAGCUAGAGAAAGGGAAAACGAACUACGAUCACAAAAAGGUUUGCCAUUAUUAGUAGAUAAUUCUAAAGCAGAAAAAGUUGAAAGAGACAGUGUGACUGAAGAGGAAGAAAUUCAUUAUAGUGGUCGGUAUAAUUCAUCAACGAAUGAUACGCCAUCUAUGAGGAAAUUUGCCUCCUCAAGACUUCAAAAUGAAUUAGCAAAACAGAAGGAAAGAGAAAUGACCUAUAGAAAGGAAGGUAAAAUAAUGACAACUUCAGAAGAACAUAUUGAAACUCCAAUGAAAUUCUCUGAAGUACCAACAAAACUGACAGGACCAGUAAAAAGAAAUUUCGUUAUUCAUAAAGGUGGUUCUGGUAAACCCCUCGUAGAAAAUGGAGAGACUGAAUCAAAAGACAAUAUCACUUCUCCUGAACCAAGUAAAGAGGAACCAAAAUUUCGAUUAAAGUCAGGUGGUGCUGCUUUCUCAUAUCGGGAGUCACGGCAACACGCAGAGUCCAAAAUAGAAAAGGAACUAAGAGAAAUGAGAGAACGAGAAGAAGAACUAAAAAAACAAAGAAGAAGUAGUGGAGUUAUUUUAGACAGCUGAAGUUAUUAGCAAUACACAUUAUAUACGGUGCUUUAAAACAAUAGGGAAACAAUUCAAAUACCUGAAUGUUAUCCAAGGACAGAUAUUGUUUAUUAGUAAACAUUCUGACAUAUAUUACAGUCAGAAAAACUGAUGAAUUGUACCAUCAAUAGUCUGUAUGGAUGAAUAUGAAUGUGACAAAAGGGACAUAACUUCAACGAUUCAAGGGAAAGUAAUCCAUAAUCAUGAUAUUGUAUAAGAGCAUUACUUUCAUUAAAAUCACUUGCAGAAAACUUUUUAUUAAUGAUACAACAUAUCAAUCAAUAGUUAAAAUAACUUUAAAGUUGUGUAUUCUAACAAAUUUUAUAAUGAUGAGAAGUGCUAUGUAAAUGAAAAUUAAAUUUAUUAUUUAAAAAAAUACAUAGUUGUGUGAACUAUUAUGAUUUAUGAUGUAUAGCUCUAUAAAAAGAAUCUUAUAUAUUUUUAUUUUUUUACCAUUUUCUGCAUGAGUUCUAUGCAUUUAACGCUGUGAUUUAAAAAAAAUAUAUCAAAUAUGUAAUCAGAAUAAAUAAUUUUCUGAAUGCCAUAAAUUUUUAUCAUAAAAUUUAAGAGAAAUACAAUGAAGGUUUGAAUAAGAUUUUUUAUGUACAAGUCUUGCACAAAUUAUUGAUCAGAAUGAAUAAUUUUUGAAUUGGCAGAACAAUUUUCAAACAGUAUGCUGAAGGACUGAAUAAGAUUUUUUAUGACCAACUUUUCUGCGAGAGUUUAUAAUAUAUAUUUAUAAAUAGGUUUGUUCUAUAAAUCAUUGAUAUUUCUCUAUUUGGAAUGGAGGAUAAUAUGAUCUGAAAUGUAAAGCCUAGUGUAGACAUAUUUAAGAUUAAAUUAUUUGUUUUAAUUGUAUAUUUUACCGAUGAGUAAAAAUUGAAUGAUUUUAUGUGAAAUGUAAAUGUCGUUAAUCUCUUAAUUAAACAGAGUUACAUUUACUCUUGAAUAUAAAUAUUCUUGCUUUUUUAUAUAAAUCCUUAUUUUAUGUUUGUUCAAAUGCAAUUUAUUGUGUUUCAAAUGUGAUAUUAAACCGUUGUGUGUUAUUUACCAGAUAUAUUCAGAAGCUACAAUAUUAACUGAUAUCGCUUGUUAAUUUCUGUCAAUCAAAAUUAAUUUUCAAAUUAAUUCCAGUAUAACCAUGUGUGUUCAUGUAUCCUCAGUUGUUUAUAUGGUUUUGAAAGCUCUUACAAGUGUACCAUGUUUUAUUUCUUCAUAACUUUAAAAUUUCAUGACCUGUAAUGAGUUAUUCUAAAUAAAAUUUGAUGGUUGUAUAAUAUGAUCUGUAAACACUUUAUUUGGUAACUGUGCUACAUCUUCUUACAUUUGAAAUUUUAAAUAUAUUGGCCAUUAACCCAAUUAAAGCAUGGAUUGCUACAGAUGAUUACGAGCUCAACAUUUUUUUUUAUAGAAAAAUGGCACACACAAAAUCAAUUAAAACUUGGUUACAUGAUUAAUGUAUCCUUGUAAGAUAAUGAUAUACUUGGUUACAUGAUUAAUGUAUCCUUGUAAGAUAAUGAUAUACUUGGUUACAUGAUUAAUGUAUCCUUGUAAGAUAUACAUAUGAUAUACUUGGUUACAUGAUUAAUGUAUCCUUGUAAGAUAUACAUAUGAUAUACUUGGUUACAUGAUUAAUGUAUCCUUGUAAGAUAAUGAUAUACUUGGUUACAUGACUAAUGUAUCCUUGUAAGAUAUACAUAUGAUAUACUUGGUUACAUGAUUAAUGUAUCCUUGUAAGAUAUACAUAUGAUAUACUUGGUUACAUGAUUAAUGUAUCCUUGUAAGAUAUACAUAUGAUAUACUUGGUUACAUGAUUAAUGUAUCCUUGUAAGAUAUACAUAUGAUAUACUUGGUUACAUGAUUAAUGUAUCCUUGUAAGAUAUACAUAUGAUAUACUUGGUUACAUGAUUAAUGUAUCCUUGUAAGAUAUACAUAUGAUAUACUUGGUUACAUGAUUAAUGUAUCCUUGUAAGAUAUACAUAUGAUAUACUUGGUUACAUGAUUAAUGUAUCCUUGUAAGAUAUACAUAUGAUAUACUUGGUUACAUGAUUAAUGUAUCCUUGUAAGAUAUACAUAUGAUAUACUUGGUUACAUGAUUAAUGUAUCCUUGUAAGAUAUACAUAUGAUAUACUUGGUUACAUGAUUAAUGUAUCCUUGUAAGAUAUACAUAUGAUAUACUUGGUUACAUGAUUAAUGUAUCCUUGUAAGAUAUACAUAUGAUAUACUUGGUUACAUGAUUAAUGUAUCCUUGUAAGAUAUACAUAUGAUAUACUUGGUUACAUGAUUAAUGUAUCCUUGUAAGAUAUACAUAUGAUAUACUUGGUUACAUGAUUAAUGUAUCCUUGUAAGAUAUACAUAUGAUAUACUUGGUUACAUGAUUAAUGUAUCCUUGUAAGAUAUACAUAUGAUAUACUUGGUUACAUGAUUAAUGUAUCCUUGUAAGAUAAUGAUAUACUUGGUUACAUGACUAAUGUAUCCUUGUAAGAUAUACAUAUGAUAUAUGUUUUGAUGUAUUCAUUUAAAAUUUGAUGAAACUGGUAAAAUUACUCUUAGAAUUUAAAAUUCUGUCAUUACCUGUUUAUUCAAAAGAGCAAAAUGGAAGGAAACAUCUUUUUUCAUGAUCAAAUACUUAAUUGAUUUCUUAUCUCCCUAUGUGUUACGUGUUUGUCAUCAUAAUGAGAAUAUGAUGCCUGAGAACAUCAUGAUAAAUACAGUGAUUUAAAGGGAGAAGCUCCUUUUCACCUGAUAAGAUCAUACAACGUGGCCAUGCUUUAUCCUUUCGUUGCUUUUCAGGAAUUCGACAAGGUAAUAUAUUGACAAUUCAAGAAACAUCUCCUUUUCAUUUUUCUAUCAAGAUGUUUAAUACUAACAGGUACAUUGGGAAACAUAUCAGUAAUGUCAUUUUCAUGAAUACUAACUAUGAAAGGGACUGAGCUGGUCAGUUUUGUAAACAUUUGUAUAUGUCCGAUUUUAUUGUACAUUCCAGUUAUAUAUUAAGUGCAAGUUUGACAUUUUACAUAUCAUAUCUAUAUUUUCUGUUAUUCUUACAAAUUAUAUUAAAUAAAAGUCUUAAUAUUGAAA
This is a messenger RNA of Mytilus californianus (California mussel), 8753 nucleotides long. RefSeq names its product microtubule-associated protein futsch-like. Gene Ontology annotation, molecular function: protein binding; calcium ion binding. Gene Ontology annotation, cellular component: plasma membrane; cytoplasm. Gene Ontology annotation, biological process: endosomal transport; endocytosis. NCBI's taxonomy places the organism in Eukaryota, Metazoa, Mollusca, Bivalvia, Mytilida, Mytilidae. The record is from RefSeq and is a predicted model, not a curated record. The transcript has 19 exons. Bases 135 to 5651 code for a protein of 1838 amino acids.